CCCCCCCCCGUGCUGCCCCCCCGGUGCUGGGCGGGGCGGAGCGGGCAAGAUGGCAGCGCCGCUGCGGCUGGUCAAAGGGCUGCGGCUGGCGGCCGGGACGCCGGGGCUCGUUUUGACUCGUUCUGCAUUUGUUGCAAGAAAACCUAAUUAUGACCAUCCAAACUGGUUUGGAGUUGGCUUGGCUUUUGGCACCACUGCUGCCCUGUGGGUUCUACUUUUCAAGCACCAUAAUGAAGACGUAAUGGAAUAUGAAAGAAGACAAAAGGAGAGACAGCAUAAAUGUACAGGAUGCUCAUAG
Molecule: messenger RNA, 298 nt
Organism: Dromaius novaehollandiae (emu)
Lineage: Eukaryota; Metazoa; Chordata; Aves; Casuariiformes; Dromaiidae
Gene: NDUFC1
Product: NADH:ubiquinone oxidoreductase subunit C1
Exons: 3
Coding region: 50-298 (82 amino acids)
Cellular component (GO): mitochondrion
Source: RefSeq, a predicted model, not a curated record